Closterium sp. NIES-65 is the source of this 2754-nucleotide messenger RNA. The record is from the annotation of a GenBank genome assembly. Lineage: Eukaryota; Viridiplantae; Streptophyta; Zygnematophyceae; Desmidiales; Closteriaceae.
AUGCCCCGAAAACCCAAGGGUUCCUUUCCCCUCCCUUCUCCACUGCUGUCCCUCUUUGGAAUGGGCAGGGCGCAGCAGCAGGAGGGGCAGGGCAGCAUGAGCAAGGAGCAGCUGGUGGCAGCAGUGGAGGGGAGUGGUCUGACAGACACCAACAUGCGAGGGGGAGGCAUGGGCAAGGAGCAGGUGGGGGCAGCAGUGGAAGUGAGCGGGCUUACAAACACCACCAACAUGCGGCGAGAGAAGGGCGAGGGAGGGGUGGGGUGCAAGCGCGGUGGGAGGGUGGGAAUUGGGCUUGCGGUGAGAGCAGGGGGCAUGCAGGGCGGGAAAUGCAGAGUGCGUAUAUGUGGUGAGAGCGGGCUGCAUGCAGGGCGGGAAAUGCAGAGAGAAAGAGGAUACGUGCCCAACUAUUCCGCGGCGGGGUGUGCCGUGCCAGUCCUUCGCCCACGUGAGGCACAACUACUACUGCGGCUGGAGCGCUCUCACCACACUCAGGCAGCAUGCGCUCGUGGACUGGCGGAAAGGCCGCCCCUCCCUGUGAGUGUGUUGGGUGCUGCCCGCGCUGCCCUGCAGCAUGCGCUGGUGGACUGGCAGCAUGCGCUGGUGGACUGGCAGCAUGCGCUGGUUGACUGGCAGCAUGCGCUUGUGGACUGGCAGCAUGCGCUGGUGGACUGGCAGCAUGCGCUGGUUGACUGGCAGCAUGCGCUGGUGGACUGGCAGUAUGCGCUGGUGGACUGGCAGCAUGCGCUGGUGGACUGGCAGCAUGCGCUGGUUGACUGGCAGCAUGCGCUGGUUGACUGGCAGCAUGCGCUGGUUGACUGGCAGCAUGCGCUGGUGGACUGGCAGCAUGCGCUGGUUGACUGGCAGCAUGCGCUGGUUGACUGGCAGCAUGCGCUGGUUGACUGGCAGCAUGCGCUGGUUGACUGGCAGCAUGCGCUGGUUGACUGGCAGCAUGCGCUGGUGGACUGGCAGCAUGCGCUGGUUGACUGGCAGUAUGCGCUGGUUGACUGGCAGCAUGCGCUGGUUGACUGGCAGCAUGCGCUGGUUGACUGGCAGCAUGCGCUGGUUGACUGGCAGCGCCGCCGCUACUCCCUCACACCGGCCGGGGUGGCAGCAGCUCAGAUGUGCAUGGAGCGAGCAGGGCUGCAGACAGGUGCGUGGGGGAGAGGGGAGAGUGGGAGAGGGGUGAGUGGGAGAGGGGUGAGUGGGAGAGGGGUGAGUGGGAGAGGGGUGAGUGGGAGAGGGGCGAGUAGGAGAGGAGUGAGUGGGAGAGGGGUGAGUAGGCAGAGAGAUGAGUGGGGCGAAGGAUGCUCCACCAUCCUCUACCGCUCUGCCACCCUCCACCACCGCUCUGCCAUCCGCCCCUCCACCAGCAGCUAUGCCUCCAUUGAAUCCACCCGCUCACCAGGCCGACCAGAAGACUGCCACAAUUCCUCUGCAGCACCACACCUUUUUCCUUCACAGUUCGCCCUCCUCCCACCUCUGCCCACCUACCGCCCAUCGCUAUCCACGUUCCCCCCAUCAUCGACACCCACCUGCCUCUCACUCGCGGAGACAACUGACAUCCGCCUGCCCCCCCUGUCAGCGGGGCAGCGCUUCUGCCAUGCGUACCGGGUGGUGCUGCUGAUUGACAGCCGGGAGAAGGGGGCAGCACAGCUCACGGAGUUCCUCACUAGAGUGGAAAAGCUUCCGGCACAGGUGGCAGCACUGCCUGUGGGCGAUGCCCUUUGGGUGGCUCAACCUCUCACACUUCCCACCUCAUCCGCCGCACCCCCCUCCACCUCCUCCUCCUCUCCACCCUCGUCCGUCCCGCCAUCCUCCUCCUCUGCUGAUCCCCCAUCAGCCCUCCCUGCCUCUUCCGCUCUGCCUGCUCUGCCCGGCACUCUGUUCUGCUUGGAGUGGGUAGCGGAGCGCAAGAGAGUGGAUGACUUGUGGCAGUCAAUCAAGUCAAAGCGAUUCAAGGACCAGAAACUGAGGAUCAAGCACUGUGGUCUUCGCCGCCCAAUCUACGUGGUGGAGGGCAAUCUGGACGCCAGCAACGGAGCGGAGAGCCUGCGCACGGCGUCCGUCCAAACAUUAGUGCACGACGGCUUUGACGUGCAUCACACCACGUGCAUCGCUCACACGCGCCGCCACUACGCUCAUCUCACUCGGGCCAUCACUGACAUCUGCAACCGCCUCUCCACCGCACCCCACCACACAUCCUCGAGUCAGAUGCCCCACUCUCCCGCACUCCAUGCCCCGUCCUCCUCUCCCACUCCUCGCGACUGCUGCGUCACCUUUGAUCAAUUUCUGGAUGACUGCCGAUCCUCACAGGCUCUCUCAGUGGGCGAUGUCUUUGGUCACAUGCUGCUGCAGGUGAGAGGCCUAACAGUGGACAUGGCUACGGCCAUCCUCCGCCGCUACCCCUCCCUGCCGGUCCUCCACGCUGCCUACACCUUCCUCGAGGGAAACCGGGAGGCACAGGAGCGACUGCUGUGUGGUGUGAAUGUGAAGGGAAAGGCUCCCAACUAUUCCGCGGCGGAGGCUGCCGUGCCAGUCCUUCGCCCACGUGGGGCACAACUACUACUGCGGCUGGAACGCUCUCACCACGCUCAGGCAACAUGCGCUCGUGGACUGGCGGAAAGGCCGCCCCUCCCUGUGAGUGUGUUGGGUGCUGCCCGCCCUGCCCUCUACUCCCUCACACCGGCAGGGAUGGCAGCAGCACAGAUGUGCAUGGAACGAGCAGGGCUGCAGGCAGGUGAGUGGGGCGAGUGA